This is a messenger RNA of Lottia gigantea (owl limpet), 336 nucleotides long. RefSeq lists its product as hypothetical. The transcript has 2 exons. NCBI's taxonomy places the organism in Eukaryota, Metazoa, Mollusca, Gastropoda, Lottiidae. The record is from RefSeq and is a predicted model, not a curated record. Gene Ontology annotation, molecular function: serine-type endopeptidase inhibitor activity. The annotation marks the transcript as partial.
AUUCAAAGAUUUUAUUUUGAUUUAAAUACACAGUCUUGUCUUCCAUUUCAAUAUUCUGGUUGUGGUGGUAAUGAUAAUAAUUAUGAUUCUGUAACAACUUGUGAGACCACCUGUCAAUCACAGCAUAUAGCACCUGGUAUUAUUGAUCACCAUAAUUCACCAACUGGUUCCCACCCAAAAGUUUCACAUGGUACACCUUGUGGACGAGGACCAAUUCAAAGAUUUUAUUUUGAUUUAAAUACACAGUCUUGUCUUCCAUUUCAAUAUUCUGGUUGUGGUGGUAAUGAUAAUAAUUAUGAUUCUGUAACAACUUGUGAGACCACCUGUCAAUCACAG